Molecule: messenger RNA, 1131 nt
Organism: Nicrophorus vespilloides
Lineage: Eukaryota; Metazoa; Arthropoda; Insecta; Coleoptera; Silphidae
Exons: 7
Coding region: 1-1131 (376 amino acids)
Source: RefSeq, a predicted model, not a curated record
AUGGCAAAUGAUGACGCUAAAGCUGAGAGUGGAACUAUUUUACAAGAGUGCGAAUACACAAAUGGACUAAAUUACGAGGAGAUUGAUGAUAAAGGAGCAAACAAUAUAGAAGAAGAACCAGAUAUACCAGAAGAAGAACUAGAUAUACCAGAAGUACAACCAGAUGUACAUAAUAUAAUCGAUGACUCUCAAAGUGAUAAUGCAUAUCUUGAUAAAUCUAAAGAACUGCAAUUCGUAGACAAUUAUGGAUGGAGCACGUUGUUUAGAAAUCAAUACACCAAAAGAAGUNNNNCAACCAUUGAAGAAAUUUCAGAAAUUUUGAUGAAUGGCUACCCAAAAAAUCCAGAAGUACAGAAGAAUUACGUAGCAAAAAUAAAGGAAGUAUUGUCGAUUAAUGAUGAUAAACUCGCAAGUCAUUUAGCGAGCAAUAUUAAAUAUAAGGAGGACUUAAAUAGUUUCGUGAAUGAAACGUAUGAAACUGAGAUCGAGGAGCCGGAUCCAUUUAAAGUAACCUCAAUGUACUGCGGGUGUUGCCGCAAUGAAAAUUUGAAGAUUGAUGAGAUGAUCGAUUGCCCGAACGGUUGCUAUUUUUGUAAGAAUUGCGUCGUCAAUAAUAUGCAAUCGAAAUAUGCCGAAGGUUACGUAGACAUGAGGUGCUUGAGGAAUUGCGGAGCAAAGUACACAAUCGGUCAAUUGCAGGAUUUCAUGAAUCCAACUUUGUUCGAGAGGAUAUUAAGAUUGUUGCAGCAUUGCGAAAUCGAAGAAGCGAAGAUUAAUGAUCUGCACAGAUGUCCGUUCUGCGAUUACGCGGCCGUAGUGGAAGAAGCCAUCUUCAAUUGCACUGAGUGCGGAAAGGAUUCGUGUAUAUUAUGCAAAAAGGAAUCUCAUCCUUCGUUGCUCUGCAGCCAAGUGGAGGACGACGAUGACGUCCGUAAGCGUACAUUCAUUGAAAAUGAAUUGUCCGAGGCUUUGUUCAGAACCUGUCCAAACUGCAAUCUUAAAAUUAUUAAGGAAGACGNNNNAAGAGAAAUGCACGCAGCGAAUGUUCGUCAAAGAGCGAGGGAUGUAAUGAAUGAAGUCGGCGGUAAUUUAAAAAUUGAUCCAACUACCGACAUUGAAAAAUUCUUUUGA